Messenger RNA from Bombus pascuorum, 1050 nucleotides. Its product is annotated as deoxyuridine 5'-triphosphate nucleotidohydrolase, mitochondrial. The record is from RefSeq and is a predicted model, not a curated record. Gene Ontology annotation, molecular function: dUTP diphosphatase activity; magnesium ion binding. The transcript is spliced from 5 exons. Bases 363 to 869 code for a protein of 168 amino acids. Gene Ontology annotation, biological process: dUTP catabolic process; dUMP biosynthetic process. Lineage: Eukaryota; Metazoa; Arthropoda; Insecta; Hymenoptera; Apidae.
CAAAUGAAAAAGAUUAAAUUUCGUACAGAAUAUUUGAUUUUAACACAUUAUACAAAGUAUCGGUUACAACAUAUGUACGUAUUCAUAUUUUGAAGCAUGGAAGACAUAAUUCAACGUCAAUGCAAUUCUUACAAUAAAAUCAGCUUCAUAGAUCUAUGUUGAAUUAGAUGACUAUAAUGACUAUACAUGUUAUUAUGAUAGCAAAACCAAAUAUAUCAUGAAAUCAUGUGCCGAUAUACGACCACGUGACUGUCACGAGCUAAGCAAUAUGCGUACAUCACACGAGGUCGAUGCCAUAUCGGAUUGUUCACUUAAGGGGUUAAGACAAUUUGUCGUUACGACUACGCGCUCGAGAAAUUGAAAUGGAGGGAAAUAAAGAAUCAGUAAAGGAAGAAAAUAAAGAACCAGUAAAGGAAGAAAUUAAAGAACCAUUAAAAGAAGAAAAUAAAAUGUUAAAAUUCGUAAAAUUGUCUAAGAAUGCGUAUGCACCAGUAAAGGGAUCAGAAUAUGCUGCUGGGUAUGAUUUAAGAAGUGCCUAUGACUACCUUUUGCCUGCACAUGGUAAGGUACUCGUCAAAACAGAUUUGAAAAUUAAACUUCCUGAUAACACAUACGGAAGAAUAGCACCACGUUCGGGAUUGUCAUGGAAAUAUCACCUUGAUAUAGGUGCAGGCGUUAUUGAUCCCGAUUAUCGGGGAAAUGUGUUAGUAAUGCUGUUCAAUCAUUCUGAUGUGGAUUUCAAGAUCGCACCAGGGGACCGUGUAGCCCAAUUAAUUUGUGAGAAAUUAAUAUUUCCAAAAGUUGUAGAGGUAAAAGAGUUAGAUGAAACUGAACGAGGAGAAGAUGGAUUUGGUUCAUCAGGAUAUUAAGAUAAUAAGUCUAUGUAUUUUUUAUUAACUUUUUUUUUAAUAAAGGUUAAUCACAUCAUUCUAAAAAAUAUUUUCUUCUACUAGUCUUGAGGAUUUUAUAUUUAUCAUUAUGCACAGGUACAUAUUUAUCAUUGUGAUUUAUAUCUUUGCAAGAGGGACUAGGUUAGUAUAUUGCGUUGGU